CAGCUCGGCCACCGACAUGCCAUCCAGACUCAGGAAGACCCGAAAACUUCGGGGCCACGUGAGCCACAGCCACGGCCGCAUCGGCAAGCACAGGAAGCACCUGGGGGGCCUCGGUAAUGCUGGUGGUUUGCAUCAUCACAGGAUCAACUUCGACAAAUAUCACCCAGGUCACUUUGGGAAAGUUGGUGUGAGGCAUUACCACUUAAAGAGGAACCAGAGCUUCUGCCCAACUGUGAACCUCGAUAAACUGUGGACCCUGGUCAGUGAGCAGACACGGGUAAAUGCUGCCAAAAGCAAGACUGGAGUUGCUCCUGUCAUUGAUGUGGUGCGAUCGGGCUACUACAAAGACUCUAAAAUUUCUUACUACCUAUCAUUUGAUACACGGAAAAACAAUGGAUUUUUUGGGGCUGAUUUUUGUUUCCCCAGAGAACUGAGAGUGGAUGGGAAAAAGUAA
Messenger RNA from Eptesicus fuscus (big brown bat), 454 nucleotides. RefSeq names its product 60S ribosomal protein L27a-like. The coding region runs from base 17 to 454 and encodes 145 amino acids. Gene Ontology annotation, cellular component: cytosolic large ribosomal subunit. The transcript is spliced from 2 exons. Gene Ontology annotation, molecular function: structural constituent of ribosome. The record is from RefSeq and is a predicted model, not a curated record. Lineage: Eukaryota; Metazoa; Chordata; Mammalia; Chiroptera; Vespertilionidae.